This is a messenger RNA of Lonchura striata (white-rumped munia), 3433 nucleotides long. The record is from RefSeq and is a predicted model, not a curated record. NCBI's taxonomy places the organism in Eukaryota, Metazoa, Chordata, Aves, Passeriformes, Estrildidae.
GAAUAAAAGCCUUUCUGGCUUGUUGGCCACAUCUCUGCACACACCAAUCAAGACAGAAAACUUCCACAAUUUUUAUAUGCUUGAAUCAAAACAGUUAGGAAGGUAAGAUUAUUCCUAUUUAUUUUAUUUGAGCAAGAGGAAUUUCUGCUGCAAGAAAAUUCUCUGUACAAUGAAGCAAACCUUUAUGGUAGCAGGUGGAGAAUAAAGUAUGUCCUUCUCUGCCCCCUUCUUUGCUUCACAGUGGGUUCUGUAGGGACACUGAGGCAUAAGGUGCCAGCCUAUUCCAUGCCAGGGAGAUCUGGAGGGUUUUCAUAGGCAUGUAGAUUUGGGAUUAUCUUCCUUUCCCUGCCACAUAGAUUCCAGGGGCAUGGCCUAAACAAGAGAUGACAUAGGGUGAUCCUGUAAGAAAAAGAAUGGGGAUUUUUAGUUGAUUAUUCCAGGUGUUUGGGUGAGUUUUCUGAAAUCCAAAAAACAAAGACCUUUUCUGUCCCCUUCCCAGCCUCAAGUAGUUAGACUGAGCUUUAAACAAGUUGCUGUUUCAGAGCAGUUUGACAGCCUGCUUCCCUUGCUCUUGUUUGCAACAGUAAAAUAGGAAAUAUAACAACAAAGCACCCAAACCCUCGGCAUUUAUGACGGUUUCAGACAUACAAGUGAAUGUGUGUUUUGAAAUCACUGGGUUAAUUCAUACCUGGAAAAUACUCAGCAAACAUGAUGCUGUGAUGUGUGUCCAAGCUCCCUGAGCAGGAGGGUGCUGGGUCAGUCUCAGCUGUGCCUUGCUGAGCUGCAUAAGGAUCCUUUGCACCUGCAGCUCCUUCUGUCAGCAGAGAUGCUUUUCUGCAUGUGGUUUGGGAACUCUUCAGCCUUCAUUGUUCUCUUGGUUUUUUUUCUAUUUUUCUAGCAUGUGCUUUGUAUCUGGAACACUCUUAUAGAAGUGCACAUUGCAGCCCAUAACUUUCUUCUUCUCUUAACUUUUGUCAGCUCUGCUUUUGAAUUCUAAGCUCUACAGAAGCAGUUUAUAUGCAGCACCCUCUAGAACUCAGAGGAAGAUGUGCUGUGGUUAGGAAAUGUGUAGCUAAAUCCACGGGCCAAGAGUUUGCAGCUAAAUUUUUAAAGAAAAGGAGAAGAGGUCAAGACUGCAAAGCAGAGAUUGUGCAUGAAAUUGCUGUCCUUGAAUUAAUGAAAUCCAAUCCUCGCAUAGUUAAUCUGCAUGAAGUCUAUGAAACAGCAAAUGAAAUCAUCUUAGUGUUGGAAUAUGCUGCUGGAGGAGAAAUAUUUGACUUGUGUGUCCCAGAUCUGGAUGACAGAAUUGGUGAAAGGGAUAUUGUAAGGCUUAUAAGGCAGAUACUUGAAGGACUUUGCUGCUUGCAUGAAAACAAUAUUGUUCAUCUUGAUUUAAAGCCUCAAAAUAUUUUACUGAGUAGCAUCAAUCCUCUUGGUGAUGUAAAAAUUGUAGAUUUUGGGAUGUCCCGGAAGCUUGAGAAUUCCAGUGAGCUGCGGCAGAUCAUGGGAACCACAGAGUAUCUCGCUCCAGAAAUCUUGAACUAUGAUCCUAUUACUACAGCUACAGACAUGUGGAACAUCGGCGUCAUCUCAUACAUGCUGCUGACACAAGAAUCUCCAUUUGUGGGAGCUGAUGUUCAAGAAACUUAUCUUAAUAUAUCUCAAGUUAAUGUGGAUUAUUCAGAAGAAACAUUUUCAUCAGUUUCACAGCCUGCAAAAGACUUCAUUCAGAAACUUCUCGUAAAAAAUCCAGAGGACAGGCCCACUGCAUUGGACUGUCUGUCCCAUUCGUGGCUGCAGCAAGGGGAGCUGCCGCUCCUGUACAGCCCCGAAGAAACUUGCUGCUCCUCUCAGCUGCCAGGACACACGGGCAAGUGCUCAGAAGAGCGGAGUGUGAAAUCCAGCUGCAACGGGAGCUGCAGCCACAAGGAGGACAAGGAGAACAUCCCUGAGGACAGCAGCACGCUCUCCAAACGCUUCCGCUUCGACGACUCAUUGCAGUAUCCCCAAGACUUCAUGACAGACUUCGUGUGCUGAUGUAGAACACAGACUUCUCAUGAAAUGAAAGCAUAAUCUGUUCUAGUGGUGAAAGAAAGAUCCUGGCUUGCCAAUUCAUGCAGCAUUGGCAUACUGGAAAUGCACUUUGAUUCUUUUAUGCUGGUGCCUCCUUUUCUAUCCAUUGCUGGCAGUGGAUUUAACUAAGGAAUUGGAGAUGUUACACCAAUAAAAUGAAUUAUUUUUUUUUAAGAAGAUAUAAUUAAAUAUUUUUGCACUUUUCAAGUUCUAGUCAAAGGAUGAUGCUAGAAUGAACAAACUGAAACCUGCAAAUGAGUAUAAGCAUAGCCUUUGCCAAAUGGGUUGAACACAUGCAUGCUUUUAGGACUACCCUUAGUAAGAAAUUGGGAAGGAAAGCAGAGAAAUUAAUCUUGCUGGUUUACUGGAGUUGCUUGCUGUCAUUCUCAGCACUUUGAAUAGAGGCUAAAUUUGAUGUUUUGGGACUAUGGUACGUCUGUUGGGGCCAUUUGGAAACCUGUUUUACCUCUAGGGUCACUAGUAGUUCUGCCUUAUGGAUCUGGUCUACUUGGGCAUUCUAAUGCAUAUUCUGUGUGGUUAUGCUGUGUUGGAUCUCUGCAACACUUGGCAUAGAAAAUGGGUAGAUUGUCAGUCCUUGUGCUUGUGGUCCUUGGCUUCUUACCAUAAAUUACAUUUGAAGAUGAGGCUCCUAUGCUGAUGUGACUAUUUGAACUUGGUGGUUUGCUUUUAUUAAACCUCUGAAAUAGUAUAAUCUACCUGUAUUGAUUUUUCCUUAUCUUAAAAAAAAAAAACCCAAAACAGUCCCCCCGAAAAAACCCCACACAAACACCAAAACACAAAGCCUCUAGUUAAAAGAGUAAACUGAGUAAACUGAAAAUAACUAUUUUUGCCAGUGAAACGGCAAUUAACAGCUUUUCUCUGUGCCCCUCUAAAGCGGAAGUGUAUCUUGCUGUCAAUUAGUGUUGCCCAUAAUUAUUCAGCUUCAUGCCUGCUCUGUGAAAUGGACUGCAGUGUGUUAGUAUUUCAGGAAAAACUACCUAAUAAUUGUUUUAAGCCUUUAAAAUUGGUUUGGUUAGUGGUAUUUUUUAAAGUUCUGUGCCUUCCACUCUCACUUGGUUCUGGUUCUGAGGUCAUAAUCCCUGUGUCAAGUUUUGUCUUAAAGCAAAUUCCAGUUGUGCCUUAACAGUCUGAAAGUCAUACUCAUAAAAUAAGCCCCUUAAUCAUAACAGAGCUUGUGAGCCUUUUUUGGCAGUGAAUUUUUAUUAAAACUCUUAGAGAUAUUUUGAAAGUAAAUACCAGUUUAAAAUAUUUCAAGAUUUUCCACUCCUCAAAGGUUAAAUUUAAUUGUCUUUUAAUUGGGUUUGUUUUCUGCAAUAAAAUACCACAAUCUGAUAAUCUU